Puccinia triticina is the source of this 399-nucleotide messenger RNA. RefSeq lists its product as uncharacterized. The transcript is spliced from 3 exons. NCBI's taxonomy places the organism in Eukaryota, Fungi, Basidiomycota, Pucciniomycetes, Pucciniales, Pucciniaceae. Bases 1 to 399 code for a protein of 132 amino acids. The record is from RefSeq and is a predicted model, not a curated record.
AUGAUUCAAAACCGCCCACCCGGCCCCGACACGAGAACACCAAACAUCAUCCCGAAAACUCAAUACGACCGGAUUCCACCUGCCCACCAUGGAAUAAUUCCUCCCAAGAUUCCGACUCACGUAUACAACCGGCUCGCCGGUUACCACACUGCUCCCAUUAAGCCGACCGGUGAACCACGCUCGCGAGCCGACCAGCUGCUCCCCCAGAUAGAUGUCGGGGCAGACCGAAUGCCUAAUGACAAACCUCGCCGUCAUUACUCCUCCAUGGCCCUACUCCCCACGUGCGUCCGCCAGUUGUCAGUUGAGGCUCGUCAAAACUUCCACAACGCAACUCACCUCAAACGCAAUGACGAAGCCGAGUUGGACAAAUACUCAUUCGGCGAAGCCACCGCGGUGUAG